AGUCACCACAUCUUUCGAUAUACAAAAAGUUGUCUCAGAAUUUGGUAGCAUUUUCUGUCGUCAGACACUUAAUUUUAAUGUUUACUUUUACUUCCAAAAAAUUGUCUUGGUCCUCACCUAGUAGUAGAACACAGCGCGCGGAAGUCUUUUGCCACGAACGUCGUGACUGGAGAAGAAUCAGCUAUGAAGAAGGCAAGAAAAACCAAGGAGGCUGCAAGAUCAUCUAAGAAAAGUAUUGCUAAUGAGAAAAAUGUUCCGGUACAUCCCCCUGCAUCUGUGCGAAAGCGAAAGGCUGCCUCCUCUAAUGAAUCAGAGGUGGUUGAUGAUUCUGUAGAGGAUAAACCAUCUGUGGAUGGUGUUGUGGACGACAUCCAAGCUAUGGACAAUACAAAUGUCGGGGCCAUUGUCUUAGUUACAGACGAUACAAAUGUUGGGGCCAACGUCUCAGGUACAGCUACAGACGAUAUAGAUGUUGGCGUUGAUGCCGAAGCGACAGAACCUUUUCCAGGAGGGCCAACAGAUACAUCAUUGCUAAAGAGUUUUAAGAGUCAUGUUGCUGCGGCAGUUUGGAAUAAUGAGGAACGUGGUCCGCUAAGGUGCAUGUCCAAGUGGAAUACACUGAAAGAAUGGAAAUGGCAGGACAAGCAAAAUAAUAACACUUUUAGGAAGUACAUUACAGAGUCAUGUUUGUUACCGCUGCUGGAGUGUACUUAUCGAAUUGUUGAUAAGAUAGUGGUCUCUGCUUUUGUUGAGCGCUGGCAGCCAGAGACUAAUACCUUUCACCUACCAUUUGGUGAGAUGACCAUUACUUUAGACGACGUUUCAAACCUCAUAGGGGUUCCUAUCACAGGCAAGGCGAUCUCUUUACAAGCAGAUGAUGUCAUGAGUAAUCAUGAACUAUUGGUAGAGUUAUUAGGGGUUAAUGACGAGGAGGCAACCGAGGCUUUGAGCGAGUUCAAUGAAGAAUAUGUGACUCUUUCUUGGUUACGAAAAUAUUUUGAAGGUGUGAGUGAUACAGACACAACGGAAGCAAAUAAGUGUGCAGCUAGGGCUUACUUGUUGUACUUGUUGGGAUGUACUCUUUUUGUGGACAAAAGCGGGACUAGGGUACAUGUUACUUAUCUAAGACUACUUAGGGAUCUUGAUGCUGUAAGAGGCUAUGCAUGGGGUGCUAGUGCACUAGCUUGGUUAUAUCGUCAGUUAGGGCAAUCGACUAGAUCUAAGGUCAAGCAAAUGAGUGGCUAUAUGACCUUGUUAGAGGCAUGGGUGUACGAACACAUGCAUCUAAUUUGUAGCCCUAAUUAUGACCAAAAUUACUCUGAUAUUGACCCUCGUGCUUGUCGUUGGAAGCCACGAACGUCUAGUGGAACCACGACAGAUGACUUGCAGAAGAUGAGGAAAAAGUUAGAUUCUUUGACAGCCAACCAGGUCACCUGGGAACCCUACACAUCUCGAAGACAAGCACAUCCAUUUCAUGAGAUAACAUACUUUACUGGGAUGUUAAAAUGCUUUGACGUUGUCGAGCCUUACUGUCCUGAGAGGGUACUUAGGCAGUUUGGACGUGUCCAGACAAUUCCAAAGGCACCGUGUGUCCUUCCUCGAAGCACAAGAGCAACUCAUGCAUCAGUUAACAAGGUAUUAUAUGAAUACAUUGAUGGGAUGUGGGAUGGGUGGCAGAAUCACGUCUUGCAUCAAAAUAACCGAAGCACCCCAGUUAGCGUUGCAUCAGAUGUUGUCUCGGGUACGUGGACUGGUACCACAGAGUAUCUCAUCCUUAUGUUCACAACCCAGCACAUAGUACUUCCUCAUUUGACCCACAAUAUACCUCGCACACAUCAUACUAUCAGGAUCGUGUGCAACGUAUCCUGAACGUCACUAGGCGUAUAGUGGACAUGGGGAAGGAAGUUGCAUUGAGAGAUUUCCCUGAUGAUGUCUACAAGGCAGUUGAGAGCAUACAAAAUCUUUUAGAGGGUCGAAGUUCGGAUGGAUGACUAUGCGUAAGAACUCAUCAGAUUUGCUAAGUAAGCAUCUAAAACUGUAUUUGAAAUCACACCCUAGUUACUUAUGGCACAAAAAUACAAUGCGAUGAGAGUGAUAUUUUCACCUGUAAAAAUCUUCUGUAUGCGCUUUAAA
Messenger RNA from Pyrus x bretschneideri (Chinese white pear), 2133 nucleotides. Its product is annotated as protein MAIN-LIKE 1. Gene Ontology annotation, biological process: meristem maintenance; meristem development. The transcript is spliced from 6 exons. Lineage: Eukaryota; Viridiplantae; Streptophyta; Magnoliopsida; Rosales; Rosaceae. The record is from RefSeq and is a predicted model, not a curated record. Bases 184 to 1869 code for a protein of 561 amino acids.